This is a messenger RNA of Tribolium castaneum (red flour beetle), 434 nucleotides long. RefSeq lists its product as uncharacterized. Bases 1 to 420 code for a protein of 139 amino acids. The transcript has a single exon. Lineage: Eukaryota; Metazoa; Arthropoda; Insecta; Coleoptera; Tenebrionidae. Gene Ontology annotation, cellular component: nucleoplasm. The record is from RefSeq and is a predicted model, not a curated record. Gene Ontology annotation, molecular function: nucleic acid binding.
AUGAAAGAAGUCAAGCACCACAAACAGCAAAGUCUUUGCCAAACCAGGCCUGCUUACAGACAAGGCCGGCGACUUACUGCUGUGAAAACUUACACCAUCGCGAACGAAUCGCGACAUUUAUUCGUCUACGGUGUCCCUAAAAUCGAUCUUUUCAGCGAACUCAAAGCCCUCUGUGCCAAACAGGGGAAGUUAGCAAAGUUUCAUCUAGUCGCAGACCACAAAACUGAAAUUUUCACCGAAUGUUUCCACGUGGUCUACGACAAGUUUGAAGUGGCAAGGAAGGCCAAAAGACUGCUUGAUAAUAAGUCGUUCUAUGGAGGGAUCCUCCACGUGUGCUACGCCCCCGAGUACGAAUCUGUGGACGAAACUAGGGCCAAGUUGUUGUUAAGGAGGCAAAGUAUUUUAGAUUAUAAAGGAUAAGUUAUUAUUUUCAA